AUGAGGGAGGAGGAGGAAACACUUUCUACUCUUCUCAGUGUCACGAAAGCUACCAGGUCACUGUUCCACCACGACAACCCAACAACCAUGCCAGGGGGAAGCUUUGUAUCGGCAAGUUUACUGCAGAGUCUGUCAAAGGAGGCCACGAACUUCUUCGAAGCAAACAUUGCGUUGCAUGAGGACCCCAUGAGCGUUGCAGUGAAAACUACAGGGCAAAGCAAGUCCCCACGUUGGAAUGCUGAGCGAAAAUUCCGCAUAUCAAGCACCAAGGCACAUGGUGUGUGGAUUAGGAAAAGGGACUUUGAAAGCCUAGUAAACAGGAUGCUUUCGCAAAAAAAGUUCACAAGUCGGGCUACCUCAUACGGCACACACAAUGAAAGCGUUGCACGGAAAGCACUUGAGGCGCUGUUAUCUACAAAGAUCUUUGAGACUGGACUGGUAGUUCUCCCGUACCAACCAUGGCUAUGCUGCAGCCCAGAUGGCUUGGUCUGCAUCAACGGGGAGACCGUCGUGACAGAAAUUAAGUGUCCAUAUUCGAGAGAGGGCUUGCCUCUAGUGGACGAAGCAGGAAAGGUGUCCCUUGUCAAAUACCUAACAUACGUCGAUGACAAGCUCACCCUGAAAAAGUCUCACGAAUACUUCACUCAAAUCCAGGUCCAGAUGUAUAUAAUGAACUUGAGCAAGGCGAUCUUCUACGUGUACAGCUCUGUGCAAAGUGUGUACCUCUAUAUUAACAGGGAUGACGAGUUCCUUUUGCCCCUGAUCGCAAAGUUGGAGCAUUUCUUUUUCACUAAACUGUUACCGUGUCUUCAGCCACAAAAUGUUUGUGUUUCUUAA
Molecule: messenger RNA, 837 nt
Organism: Ornithodoros turicata
Lineage: Eukaryota; Metazoa; Arthropoda; Arachnida; Ixodida; Argasidae
Exons: 4
Coding region: 1-837 (278 amino acids)
Source: RefSeq, a predicted model, not a curated record